AUGAAGAAUAGCGGGAAUGAUUUGGACGCGAUUCAGCAGCAGGCAGCAGCUGAAGCGGUUGUGGUGAGGCAAUGGUGGGCUGGGUCGAGGUGGCAGAAGACGAAGCGGAUCUACAGUGCUGAGGAUAUUGUCAAGAGACGUGGUACUUUCCCUCCUGUGCAGUAUCCAUCGUCUGUGAUGGCAGAUAAGCUGUAUAGGCUUUUGUCGGAGCAUGCGAGGAAAGGGACUGUUGCGCAGACAUUUGGGGCGAUGGAUCCUUUGCAGGUGACUCAGAUGGCCAAGUAUUUGGAUACGGUUUAUGUUUCUGGAUGGCAGUGUAGUUCUACGGCGUCUACUUCCAAUGAGCCAGGGCCAGAUCUUGCAGAUUACCCUAUGGACACAGUGCCUAAUAAGGUGGAUCAUUUGUUUAAGGCGCAGCUGUUUCAUGACAGGAAGCAGCGGGAGGCCCGGUUGGCGUGCUCGAGCCAACGGGAGCUGGACGAGUUAGGGCCUGAGAUUGAUUACUUGAGGCCUAUUAUUGCUGAUGGAGAUGCAGGGCAUGGUGGGCUGACGGCAGUUUACAAGCUGACCAAGAUGUUUAUUGAGCGCGGUGCAGCGGGGAUUCAUAUGGAGGACCAGACGUCCAGUAACAAGAAGUGUGGUCACAUGGCGGGCCGUUGUGUGAUCCCGGUACAGGAGCAUAUCAAUAGAUUGAUAACGGUGAGAAUGUGUGCCGAUGUUAUGGGGUCGAACUUAGUUCUUGUUGCACGUACAGACUCGGAGGCCGCAACACUUAUCAGUUCGACCAUUGAUGUCAGGGACCAUUAUUUUAUCGUCGGAGCGACAAACCCCGAGGUCAGAGAGGGAUUAGCAGAGGUUUUGAAUGCCGCGCAAAUGGCGGGCGUAUAUGCGGAUCAGCUUGCACGGAUUGAGAAUGAAUGGAACAGCCGGGCCAAGUUGAGAUUGUUUCAUGAGGCCUUCGCUGAUAAGGUGAAUGAGAACAGACAUAUAAAGGAUAAACAGGGUGUGAUCGCGAAAUUCAACGCUAAGGUCAGCCCGUUUACUGGAGCGUCUUUAAGACAGAUGCAGGCCUUGUCACGUGAAUUGAUUGGAGAAGAAAUAUUCUUCGAUUGGGAUCUACCUCGUGCUAACGAAGGUUUGUAUCGUUACAAAGGUGGGACAGACUGUGCCAUUAUGAGGGCACGUGCUUUUGCUCCUCAUGCGGAUUUGGUCUGGAUGGAAAGUAACUAUCCGGAUUACCAACAGGCCAAAGAUUUUGCUGUAGGAGUUACAGAGAAAUUCCCAGGCAAAUGGCUCGCUUAUAAUCUAUCUCCAAGUUUUAACUGGCCCAGAGCCAUGUCUCCUAAGGAGCAAGAAACCUUUAUACAGAGGUUGGGCAAGUUGGGAUACGUCUGGCAGUUCAUCACUUUGGCUGGAUUGCACACUAGUGCUCUGGCCAUCGAUAACUUCUCUCGCGAAUUUAGCAGACAAGGUAUGAGAGCUUACGCACAGGGUAUUCAACAGAGAGAAAUGGACGAGGGUGUUGAUGUCUUAAAGCAUCAAAAGUGGGCUGGGGCUGAAUACAUUGAUGGUAUCCUAAAGCUCGCCCAGGGGGGUGUUUCAGCAACUGCUGCAAUGGGCAAGGGUGUGACGGAAGAGCAAUUCAACUCCGAAUCUGCUGAAGCAAAGUUAUAA
Eremothecium cymbalariae DBVPG#7215 is the source of this 1674-nucleotide messenger RNA. It is a transcript of the gene ICL1, whose product is annotated as isocitrate lyase 1. The transcript has a single exon. Gene Ontology annotation, biological process: carboxylic acid metabolic process. NCBI's taxonomy places the organism in Eukaryota, Fungi, Ascomycota, Saccharomycetes, Saccharomycetales, Saccharomycetaceae. The coding region runs from base 1 to 1674 and encodes 557 amino acids. Gene Ontology annotation, molecular function: isocitrate lyase activity. The record is from RefSeq and is a predicted model, not a curated record.